CAUCACACUAAGUUUACAUGACUAAAAUGAAGUUUACAUGACGUGUAAAUCUCAUUAUUUUUAUCUGUGUACUAACAUUUCUGAGAAGAAACGGAAAAACGCUUUUCUACCUGCAUAUAAUCUUUUGUAAAUACGGGUUUCUACUUCUUGUAGUGGUUUAGAUGAAAAAAAAAUGGAUAAGACAAUUAGUGUGGAUGCACCCUGCUUUUAAUCAGAUGACCUAAAGCAAGAAAAAGGAGGAACUCAUUCGAAUGAGUUACUCGUGAGUAACUCACUCCUAAAACUCGUUUGUUAUCGACCUUGGUCAUUGAGUUUUAAUAUCUAUGCAGCUAAUCUUACGUAUCGUGUGCCAUGUGCCAAAUGAGUUACCUGCAAUGCUUUCUCGAUUACUCGCUGGUUUUCUCCAAGUUCCGGAAAUAACUCUGCUACCCUUUCAGGACGGCUGUUUUCUACAUACACUGCUGGGGACUUGUGUUGAAACAAUUCACAAUCCUCUGGUUGAUCAAGUCGAUAACUUGCGAUGGUCUUGAGGAACAUGAAUACAUGAUCCUAUACUAACUGGUUGAGAAAAUAUAAGUAGCUCGUCCUGAAAGGGUUAAAAUUUUUCAGCAGAAAACCAAAUGUAAUGAUAGCAGUGUUGCCAAGUCUCCAUUACCCCUAAAAUCCACUCACAUUUCACGCUUACUAGCUCUUCCGGCAGUCUCGCAUCUCCUAGGGAUCGAGUUCUGUCCAGGGUUCCCAGCAGAACUGGAAUUCCGAACUCUCAUCAGUGCCGAUUAGCGGUCAUUUUUUUUCAAAAAACUAUCCAAACCUUGUUAUUGGUGUCAUAAACGUCACUUUGGUACCGUCCAGUGUUGCCAGUAUCUCAUGCAACGCAUGCUUCGAUGUUGUUCGAUGUUAUUUUCGAUGUUGAUUUCCCUCAUCUGUAAAAUUCGAUGAAUUUGAUUAAUCGCAACAACUUUAUUCCUCCUUGCAUUCGAGAAAUUUCGAGCCAAGAAUAAUAGUGACUUUCACUCAGGAACGCGUAACGUAUUUCGAACCGAUUCGAUUACUGUCAUUGUCUUAUACUAACACUAUACUUUCCAUCACUUCUCAUCACUUCCGAUUGAUUGGUUGAUUUACUAUACCAUGUUUCCGUUUGGUUUUGGUUUUGUGUUCAAGUAUCUCCCGGUAUCUCUCGCUCUCUGUCUGAGCAUUGUUCCCCUCUCUCUGUGUUUCAGUAGCAUUCGAAACAGCAAUUUUCUAACAGUUUUUCUAUAUCUUUCCCUACAACCCAUUUCCCGAAAACCCCCCAAAAAAACAUCGCCGAUCUACUACCUCCCGCGAACGCCAUCACCUAUCACCUGCACACACUGAAUCAAAACAACUCUCGAAAACCGAAUCUUCCCGUGUUUUCUCUGUUUCCCCGCUGCUGCCCGCCAACGUCGACCAUCCUGCACUGAUGAUGUAACGCCCGUACGAAAACAGAGCUCAAAGCGUCGGCAGUGAACGCGUCGCGCAACGUCCCGGUCGGGCAGCCGCCAAAGCCGCAACCGGAAAAGGGACCGGUCAUGCUGCUCCACGAGCUGUUCACCGAUGCGCACUUCGAGUGCGUCUCGACCGACGGGCUGCAGCACUCCAAGUUCACCGUGGUGGUCCAGGUCGAUGGCCAGCGCUUCGAGGGCACCGGCCCGUCGAAGAAGAUGGCGAAGAAUGCGGCGGCCAAGGCGGCCCUCGCGUCCAUGUGCAACAUCUCGUUCAGCCCGCUGCAGCAGGCCAAGUUCGGGGUGAUGAACACGGCGGCCGGGAUGGGGGCGGGCGGUGCCGGUGGCGGAGGCGGCGUCGGACCCGGCGGGAUCAUCGGCAUGAACGGGGACACGGGCGGGGGCUGCUACGAUCAGCAGAAGAACGUCGAACUGCCGCAGACGUUCGCCGACGCGGUCGGAAAAUUGGUCAUCGAGAAGUUCAACGAAGUCAUGAAGGGCAACGACGUCUACUCAAGAAGAAAGGUUCUGGCCGGAAUCGUCAUGACCCAGGGAUACGACGCCAAGUCUGCAAAGGUCAUCUCGCUGGCCACGGGUACGAAAUGCGUGAGCGGAGAGCACAUGAGCGUCACCGGAUCGGUCAUCAACGAUUCCCACGCGGAAAUCAUCGCCCGCCGAGGGCUGCUGGACUACUUCUACACCCAGCUGGAUCUACACUGCCGACGGCAGGCCAACACUACCACCAACACCACCAAGCCGGCGAUGUUCAACGGAAAUGGUGUGGACGAUUCGGAACAACCGCCGGAAUCCAGCAUCUUCGUCGCCCCGGCGGACGAAAGUUCGCUGUACAAACUGAAGGACGGAAUCCACUUUCAUCUGUACAUCAACACGGCCCCGUGCGGCGAUGCCCGAGUGUUCAGUCCGCACGAGAACGACAACAUGGACGUCGAUAAGCACCCGAAUCGGAAAGCUCGCGGCCAGCUGCGCACCAAGGUGGAAUCGGGCGAAGGGACGAUACCGGUCAAGAGCAGCGAGGGCAUUCAGACGUGGGAUGGUGUCCUGCAGGGGCAGCGUCUGCUGACGAUGUCCUGCUCGGACAAAAUAUCACGCUGGAACGUACUCGGCUUGCAAGGAUCGCUGCUCGCGUCCGUGAUCGAGCCGAUCUAUCUGCACUCGAUCGUGCUGGGCAGCUUGCUGCAUCCGGCGCACAUGUACCGGUAAGAUUCCAGGAGCAAAUAAGACACAUAUGUGGGGCGUCAAAAUUGGGAUAUCGUCGACAUAGUGGAUAUGUGGUCCGUGUGGACUACAAACACGACACAGUCGACAUAGUAGUAGAUUUUUAAAGAUCUCAUGUUUCCAUUAUCAAUCGAUUCGUUCCCUAUUUAUUAGUGCUUUAUGGUGUUUCAGUGUAUACAGUGAGGACCCGAUUUUGUCACUCCCGGGUAGCAUAUUUGGCUAACAAGAUUGGUUUCCUGACAGAAUUGGGGCUUUUUUUAAUUCUAGAUUGAGUUUAAAUAAGGGCGAAAGUAACACGAGAGAGUUCUCUUCAUAGACUCUCUCUUCUUAAAAUAAAAGUGACAAGAUGCAAGUAUGGUUAAAUUUGUUGGUCAUAAAUCGCUAGGUUGCGAUGCAAUCUAGCGUCUAAGUGUAAAAAAGUUCGACUGAAUUUGCAUCUUGUCACUUUAAUUUGCCGAAGAGAGAGUCGAUGAAGAGAACUCUCUCAUGUUACUUUCGCCCUUAUUUAAACUCAAUCUAGAAUUAAUGCUUUAGGUAUAAAACUAGUUCUGAGCUUGUCAAAUAUAAUUGCAGUUUAUGAGGGUUAUCGGGAAUUAUCGAGUCACUUGGCAAUAAAACAUUUGGCAUAACGGCCAUUUAGCAUAAUGGUCAUAAAGAUUAUGCGGAAUGCCCAUUAUUCCAAAUAUCGCUACGUCAAGUGACCUUAUACCAAAUUAUCUAAUGCCAAAUGACUGUAAGCCACAUGUCCCGGUGAAGUGGUUGCUUUGUGUUAAAAUGUGAAUGUUGGGGGCAGAGAAAAAAUGGGAUGACAUGAAUUUGAAACACUGGAAGAACUGAAGAUGUUAAGAACAGUGCUGAAAAUGUAAUUUCGGCAUAUCUAGAUUCAAUCACCCACUGCUCAUUUCAGAAGCUGAACCUGAAAAUAUGGUAUUAGAAAUACUUGUGCGGCUAGCCCAAUUCUACAAGAAAAGUGCCAUUUAAACAGCUAAUCGCGUUCGGUAAUUUUUACCGAAAUCUCAACCGCUGAGCGUUCGGUAAUGGAUUUUUAACGAAAUUCUGUAAAAAACUAACAGAUUUCGGUAACAUGCUAUCGUUUAUCUGUCAAACUCUAACGAACUUCGGUAAAAGUUACUACCUUUACCGAUUUUUUCCUGUAAAACAAACUUAACGGUUGAGAUUUCGGUAAAACAUUACCGAAGUCGGUGAUUUUUUCUAACAGUGUACACGUAUCAAUAAGUUGAUUCAACCAAGAGGUUCAAUCUUCAACUUCAUCCAGAAACACAAUUUGAUGGAAAUAUUGCUAAAUGUAUUGCAUGCAUUUUUAUUGAGGAGAACAUGGAUGAUAAUGUUGAAUCUUGAUACUAUAAUAAAUACUGACCAACCUGCAAAAGCGAGGAUUGAGUUUGGUGGUCAUAUCCUCAAUAUUCCCCCUCCGAAAGAUUGAUCCAACCACCACCACCAUCGAGUUUGACCAAACCAUCAAUAUCAUCCAAGUUCGUCAAACUUUCCUCUCGAUUUGUUUGAUUCAAUCAAUCCAGUAGUGCAAAAGAGUCAGCAGAUUGAGCGAAGACCAUUCCAUCAGUGAGGAAGACAUAGCAAUUCACCAACGUUCAGCGCGUGGUUCACGGCGUUUAUGGUGGCCAGUUCAAUUGAAUUUUAUGGAAUGCUUUGAAAGCAAAAUUCUGGAAAUAAAGUUUCAUGUUUUUGCUUUGUUUAUUAUAUUUACAAUGCAAAAAACAUGACACUUUAUUUCUAGACUUGAUCAUUAGAAAAGUGCAAAUUUCGAUACUUCGCUUGCUUAUUCAAUUCCAUUUAUAAUUAUGAAAACAUAAUUUUUUGAUAGUUUUGGUCAUUUACCACGCCAUAUUCGAUUUUUUUUGUGAGCAUUCAUAAACUCUUUUCUAUUGAACCCAAUCGCUCCGAUUAGCAUGAUGAAUUGUUAAAUAGUAGAUCUAUUUACUAAUUCAUCAUGCUAUUUUUCCUAAUGUCUUGAUGUUUCUUAAUUUUUAACACAAGUUAUGAACUUCUACCGUUGAACCAAAAUAUUUCAUACAAAAUGGAGCUUAAACAAUAAGUAUCAACAGUUAGGUUUGAACAAGUUUCGUUGGUUCCGGGUCAUUUGGCCGAACGCCGUUUGGCCGAAUGCCGUUUGGCCAAAUGCUGUUUGACCGAAAAAUUAAUAAUGAAUUUAAAUGAUCAUGCCACUGUUCUCCGCAUCAGUAUAACUCGAAAGAACAGCGUAUGAUUCAAAGAAGCAAUAAUCUUUGAUAAAAUAUUGGCAGUUUCAAUGCCAACUAAUCCCUCAAUGUCAAAACUAGAAAGAAUAGCCUAUGAUUAAAAGAAGGAAAUGCAUCUUUUGAUCAUAUUGGUAGUUAGAAUGUCAAAAAAUUCCUUCGAUCAUGAUUCGGCCAAACGGCAUUCGUCCAAACGACAAUUCGGCCAGAUGGCAUUCGGCCAAAUGGCGUUCGGCCAAAUGGCCGGUCACCAGUUUUGAUUUUUGCUAAUGUAGUAAAUGCAGUAAAUAUUAUGCUUUUGGUCGAAAUCCGAAGUGACCGAACGUGCGAAAAUUGAUUUUUUACCUACCUAGAAAUGUCGCAAAUCAAUUUGAAUUAGUGAAUAUUGUAGCUCUUAAUUAGCUUAAUGAUGCGCAACAGAAAAACUAGAAUCAAAUUUACUUCGCAGCUGCAUCUUCCUGUUCAUUUUUUACUUUAGACCUGUUCACUUUUUUUGACCUACCCGUGUCACAUCAAAUUAUCAAUCCACAUGCAAAAACAAGCCUUCAGUCAAAAAUUGAGCCAAAUUGAUAAAGGUUUAGAGGUGUAUCAAAUCGAUUUUGUGUUUUUUCGAGCAUUUUCACGAAAAUGUACUCCAAUAUCCAGAAAAUUGCACCGAAAAGGUACAGAAAACACCGUAAAAAUAUAGUUAGAACAAUACUCUACAACUUUGCCGAACCCAAGUAACACAGAAAACAUCUUUGAAAAUGAAAUCUGAAAAAGAUGUUUUAAUAUAGUACUUUAAUCGUAUCUGUACACAUCUUAUGUUGAAAUCAGGUUUAAACUAUGUUUGGCAUUAACAAGUCACUAAAAAAAUCUUAUCAAUCUCACCACACGUUACAGCUACGUAAAUAUAACGUUGAUUAAACUUGAUUUGUGUAUCGUUGUCUUCUUUCAAUUCAAGAUGAUGUGUAAAACAUCAUCAGCACAUAGAUAUAACCUUUAGGCUCAAGUAUGUUACGAUUACGCUAUUUUUACGUAUUCAAUACGGUUAUGUAUAAGUUUAUCAGAUCUCUGUCUCCCCUCACUCACUUAAAUUUAUGAAACAUCAUAUGCACAUAAAACUAAACGAAACUUAACUAUAAUAGCACCCGAAACUCAUAUUUUACUUUGUGCGGACACUUUGAGCACUUACGUGGCGACUAAAACUAACUUAGAACACAAUUUUAGAAACCGCAAAAUUAGACACGAAUUUAUUCAGAUUGAUCCCACGAGCUGCACUCUAACUUUGUUAUUGUUGCACUGAUGUUCAAAACAGGUAUCAAAAACCAAAAAUCACAUCGUUGUGUGCUAUUUGAAAAUGGAUGUUGCAAGUACGUUGCCAAGAUGUUUUUUCAAUGUAUUUCAAUCGAUUCAAGUAGUACUCGACAAACAUGUUGUUGAGAUGUACAAAAAUUGUAGUUUGAACGUUUUCCCAAUAUUUUGAAUACUUUCCUAUCAGGCCUGAUAAAUUACAGUGCUUGCUAAAAGAUUUGACAACUAACGCUUUUAUGAAUGUAUAGCAGUUUGUUCAUCUACAAGUUUUUCUCCGAACAAUUAUUUAUCUGGGAAAAUUUUAAGAUUCAAUGUAAUAAUAUAGUUGCCUUAAUGAUAACGAAUACAAAUUCUACAGUGUAAAAUCACAUUAUUAAUACGUUAUAAUUGAAAAUAUCAUUCUAAAACUUUUUGACGGUACUGUGUCAAGAAUCCACCAUGUUGCAUAUCUGAAAAUGUACUCGAAAAUCUCACAAAAACCAUAGAGAUGACAAAAACCUUCCUUCUUGUUUUUAAUCUGAUGGGAGGCGAAUUAAUUCAUGAAGAGUGAAUGUGUUUAUUUCACUAUAAAUUUUGAGUGGCACAUGUAUUUCAGUCAUAGUGACCGAACAUCGUAAUGGUGAAUUACAAAUGAAAGGUAAGGCUUGACAAUUAUUUUGGGCCAUUACCAAAUAUCACAUGUCACAUUUAUUUCCACAGUGUGCGAUUGACAAAGAAUAAUUUUCCUGCUAGCAAAAAGUAAGUUUUUACGAUGUUACUGAGAACAUAUUCGAUACUUUAUUUUAUGUUAUAAUAAUGUAUUGAAAAACAUCUUUAGUAACAUCAAAGAUGUUUUAUAAGCCGCCAUUUUUUGCGCUUUUUCGGUGAUAUAAGUGUACGAAAAUAGGUUUUUCAUAUUCAAAACAAAACAUGGACGUUUGUAUGAAUCAUGUAAUAUAUACAGUAUUGUAACAAGUUGUGUUACUUGGGAAGACACUACGGUGUUUAAAUUGCUUAUUUCAAAGUUAUUCAACAAUUUUCGUUAAAAAAUCGCGAAAAAAUACAAUAUUUUUACGGUUUUUCAUGUAAAAGUCAUGUAAAUUUACAUUGUUUUAAGUGACUAAUUUAAUUAGAUAUUGCUCCUAUGUGUUACGAACAUUUCGUCCAUACAUCAUUUUAGUGUAGGAAUUCGUUUUCAUUGACUAAUUAUCAAAAGUAUGUCACGUUGAUACUAAAAAUCGCAUAGAGUUGCCAGCACAAAAUUAAACAAAGUUACCCAUGAUUAAAACGUCAUUACAUUUAUUUGUCUCAUCUGCAUCAAUUUCAAAUUGGUGUAGAUGGUUGAGCAUGAGACUGCCGAUUCGAAGAUUCAAGGUUCGAGCCCUGGAAUAGGAUUUUUUGCGUCUCGAUCCAGCUAUAAGUUAAUGAGACUACACUCUGCAUCUCAUUGCAAUUUGGCAUCAUAGCCUUGUUUCGAAACCGUAGAGUGCAUUGUAAGAAUGAAGUUUCCCUUUAUCGUGUAGUUGUGUAGCUUGUGGCUAGAUAGAUGCAAGUAAUCUCCACAGUUGUAUGAUAAAUUUUGCAUCCAGAAGCAGUUCCAUCAUCGUAUUGAAUUGAUUUAGCUAAAUUAAUCGGUAUCAAACAGAUGUCCAAUAUUUCGUCCAGCUGAUCUCGUUGACACGAUUUCUUGUCAACAAGUAAACUAAAUAUCUAGCUAGUCCUGGAAUGGGCUUAAUUGGCAGGUCCCGAUCAUCAUUAUUUGGGAGAUUGCGUGUAAGUCAUGGGCCAUGACUCAUGGCAGAUUCAUCAUCCUAACUGCUACAAAGAAAGAAAAAAAGUUUAUUAUGCAUUUGAGCUUGAACCUGGGACCUUCUGAUCCGCAGGCUCGAGCCUUAUCAUCUGCGCCAUUUCUGAUACUUGAAUCGAAAGACUUUAGAAUACGAUGGCAUGACGUCUUAAUCAUGGGUAACUUUGUUUUAAUUCGUGCUGGCAACUCUCCGCGAUUUUUAGUAUCAACGUGACAUACUUUUGAUAAUUAGUCAUUGAAAACGAAUUCCAACACAAAAACGAUAUAUGGACGAAAUGUUCGUUACACAAAGGAGAAAUAGCUAAUUAAUUUAGUCACGUAAAAUAAUAUAAAAGUACAUGACUUUUAUAUGUAAAAUCGUAAAAAUAUCGUGUUUUUUCAUGAUUUUUCAAUUAAAAUUAUUGAAUAGCUUCGUAAUAAGCAAUUUAAACACCGUAAGAUCUUCGGCAAAGUUGUAGAAUAUUGUACUAACUAUAUCCUAACGGUAUUUUCGGCACCCUUUCGGAGCAAUUUUCUGGAUUUAUGAGUAAAUUUCUGUGAAAACGGUUAAAAAAACACAAAAUCGAUUUGAUACACCUUUAAAUCUUUAUCAAUUUGGCUCAAUUUUGGACUGAAGACUUGUUUUUGCAUGUGGGUUGAUAAUUUGAUGUGUCACGGAGAAUCGGAGAAAAAAAGUUUCAAAGUGAACAGGUCUAUUAUACAUUCAAUGUUUCCAUACUUUCACACUUUUGUUACCGUAGCUUUAUCGCACAUUUAAUGAAUAUUCGAAUGAAUGUUUCUAGCUGCCAAGUGUUCGCUAAAUCCGAUCUCAUCAUCAAAAAUUCUCUAAACAUUGAAAUUUAUGCAUAAAAUUGUACUUUUCCGGAAGUUAGAACAUAUUUAGUAUGUAAAUUGCAUACUUUCAGGCGUUUUCUUAAGAUUUAUUAACUUUAUUCAAACUUAAAUAAUUAAAAAUUGAGCAAACUUGUAAAAGUUUUGCAUAGGUUUUCGCAUUCCAGGGUGGUAAAUUUAAAAGGAACAAAUAUUUUGAGCACUUACAACAAUAUUUCACUGACUGAUCAAUUUUACCCCGAAAGUAAAAUUUUUGAUUUUUUACUUCAAAUGAUAUUUUUUGUAUAGAAAUGAUUUGCAGUAGAAUUUUCAACGUCGUUGACUGAUGAAAACCAUGGUCGUACUUAUUUUAAAGCAUUGAAUUUAUCCAUGUCGAUAAGCUUUCAAAAAUUAUUCGCAAAAACUGCAAAAAGUGAUCAAUUUCACCCGAAAUCACGGUACUGGUCCUGCUGUUUUAAAACUCUCUGAAAGAGCGAAAGAGAUAGAAUUUCGGCGGGAGGUGGUCUAUAGGGCACUGCAUGAAAUUCUCUCCUUCUCUUUCACUCUUACAGAAAUUGUGUAAACAACAAGGCCAAGAAACGUCAAAAUCCCAUAUAAAAUCAAAACAAUGCAGUGAGGGUGUUCCGUUCCUCAAUGCUAAUCCUUCGGGGGGUGAUAGAGGACCAUAAUUGGUGAAAAAAAAUGUUCUAGGGAUAUGGUCAAAUCUCAACUGUUACAGAGUUAUUAAACUUUUAAUGUUUUUGACUAUGCUUGCCGUAAACUACCUACAGGGGAUAGACAACAUUAUCGGGACAGGCAAAAUGUUCACUUCUCAAAAAAAUGUUCAACUAGCUGUAACUUUUCUGAAAAAGCAUAAAAUAUUCUCAAAUUUUUACUGUAAGAUCAUCAACAAGUUGUGUAUAAGGUAAGUCAGAUGCUUUCCAGAGUUCAUUAUAUAAAGUCAUGAAUGGUCAAAAUGGUCAUUGAAACCAGAGAUAUAAUAGUUCAAAGUUGGCUAUCGGAUAAUUUUACCUUUUUCAAGAAUCUUUAUAAAUUUGUGGAACAUGACCCUAUCUUCCCCAAAUUUGGACCACUGAUACACAACCAGUUGAUGAACUAACAGUAAAAAUUUGAGAAUAUUCGAUGCACUUUUCGAAAAGUUACAGCUAGUUGAACAGUUUUUGAGAAAUGAAAAUUUUGCCUGUCCCGAUCAUUUUGUCUAUCCCCUGUAGCUGUAACUCAAGUAAGUUUUGUAGGGCAACAAAGUUCAAAGUUAAUUAUUUUUGACAAGCUUUUGCUUAAUAACUUUUAAAAAAUACGUGAUAAAUUAAAAUUUUGUCUUAAGAAAACUUGUGCGCCUCGACUUGCUUAACAAUUCGUCGUUUGACGUCGAACUCCUAACUCUUAUCGUUUUCAUGCAAUUUUGAUUUUAACACCCUAUUUUCGAUCAAUAAUCUACAUCUGUAAAUGCCACAGAUGAAAACUCACUUAUGCCUGGUUUAGACUGUUCAACUGAAACGAGCAUCCGAGUUGCAAACUUCUCAAACAUGUUCAAUUAAAUGGAAUGACGUGUUUAAACUUAGCAAAUUACUUGGGUGUCUACUUGCAUGAUCUUGAAUGCAUCUCAGUUGAAGCAUGUGUUUACAUUGUUCAACUCGUGCGGUGCGUAAGCAAACUGAAUUGAAUUCAGCUCAUUUGACAGAUGACUUGAAAUCAACUCACAUGAAUCACGGGUUCAGACGGGGCAAGUGAGAUGAUUUCGUUUGACUUGAACAAAAAAGUUGAACAUGUUCAAGUAGAUUAUUGAUUCUAGGUGCAGGCUGAUUAUUGCUGAUGAAAAAUAGAGGUUUUCAUUGGAAGGGAAUUUUGGGGAUUAUUCCAAGAAAAAUGUAGUGGAAGGGGUGAAAUUACAGAAGGAAUUUUAAAAUAUCUAAAGGAGUCACGUAGUUUCGGAAGAAAUCAUUCUGGGAGAGAAUGAGGAUUCAAGAGAUAGGCUUUCGGUAGAAAACUUUAAAUUUAAGAAAGAAUCUGGUGAUUUUGGAAGCAUACUUUAGCUCUGCAGAAUGAUAACAAUUUUUCAAAGUCAUCCCGUAAAUUCUUCAAUGAUCCAUCAAAAGAUUCCUCCAGAUAACCUUUCAAGCAUUCUUCCCACGGUCCUUUCAGGAUUUUCUCCAAGGAUUCCCACAAAUGCUCCUCUACGAAAUCGCCUAAUAAUUUCUCCAGGAAACUUUCCAAAACAUUUUUAGGCAAUCCCUUAGGAAAUAUUCCAGAAAUUCCUCCUAGAAUUUCUUCACAAACUUCGCCAUGGAUUCCUCCAAUGAUUUACCCAGAAAUUUCAACAGAUGUCAUCCCGGCAGUUCGCCAAGGACUCCUUCUGUAUUUGUUUCAAGGAUUCCUCCAGAAAUUCCUCCAAGUAAUGGUCUUUAGGAAUUUCCCUAAGGAAUAUUUCAGCAAUUUAUGAAAGGGUUUCUGUAUGAAAUUCUCCAAUGAUUAUUUCACGAAUUUCUUUGUGGAUCCCUUCAAAAAAUCAUCUAAAGGUUUCUACCAGAAAAUCUUCAAAGACUCCUUCAAACUAUUUUCCAGAGUUUCCUGCAAGGAUUCUUUAAGGCAUUCCUCUUAACAUUUCUUUAUGAAAUUCUUCAACGAAUCCUCCCGGAAAUAUUCUUUCAGCAGGAAUUCCUUGGACCAUUCUUCUCAUAAUUUCUCUAAAAAAUACCUUGGGAAUUUCUUUAACAAUUAUUUGAUCUAAGGGUACCCUCCAAGAACUCUUCGAAAAUUUAUCUGUGCGUUCUUGCAAAAAAUCCUUCAACAACUCAUUCAAGAAUUUCUCCAAAGAUUCGUUCAGGAAUUUUCCCAAGAAAUACUCCUGGAAUUUCUCUUAGAAAUACUUAGAAUACCAGGUAUUCUCCUACGGGUUUUCCCAGAUUCUUGUUCAAAGAAUGUUUCAGACAUUCUUCAAGGAUCCCUCCAGAAAAUUCUCGUAGGCAUUCUUCUGGAUUUUUUCCAAGGAUUCCCCCAAACUAAAACUUAUGGAAUUCUUUCAAAUAUUCUUCGAAAAUUUCUUGACGCAAUCCCUCAGAUAGAAAUUUAUCCAAAAAUGAUACCUGCAGGAAGUUCACGAAGGAAUUCCUCAAAAAAUUCAACCAGCAAUUCCAACAGGAUUUCUUCCGAGAAUUUUUCCAGGAUUUCCUCCUGGAUUUGUUCUCGGAAUUCCUCCCGGAAUUUCCACAGGAAUUUAUCCACGAUAUCCACUUGAAAUUCUUUAAGAAUUCCACCGGGGAUCCCUCCAGAAUUUCGACCAAGCAUAAUCUGUCCUUUUCAUUUCUUCGGGAUCCCUUUUUCUAGCUUCCACCACCACACAGCGUAUUCCUCCAGGUCUUCUACGAUGGCGACAUGCACAGCUAGUGCCUGCCGGUUCUUCUGCGGCCUUACGGGAUGGCGAAGUAACGCAAUGGCGGCAUUCACAGGUCCUUCUGGUCUUCCGGCGGCCGAGUAUGUUGACAGACUCGGUCAGCGGUGGAACUCUACGGAUCUUCCCAACGUAGGGGGGGAGACACUUGAACUCCUACAGAACGGAAGUUCUGUCCAAAAUCAGCGGGGUUCUAUGGAACCGGAUUAACGUAUCAGGAUAAUAUGUAUGUAUAGGUUUGCUGGACGAAGAACCAAUUACCUGAUGUCCUUCUAAAUACGCUUCACUCGCCUUUCCGUCUAUAGGGCUCUGCACGAAAUUGUCACCCUCUCUUUCGCUCUCAUUGAGAUUUAGUAAACAACAAGGCCAGGAAAUGUCAAAAUCCCAUACAAAAUCAAAACAGUGCAGUGCCCUAUAUCUUCAACUCUUUCUUUGCGGGUCACGGUGUGCCAAAAAUCGUUAUUAACAAAUAAAAAUGUCCGCCCAAGUGGCACCCGGCAUUCGAAAGAUAUACUCUUCUAGUAUCUCCUCUGAAAAUUUGAUAAUAUUUCAUCGAGGGAAAUCAAAGUUUUUGUGAUUUGAAAAUUUUGAGUCAUUUCUAUAGGAUUUCCUUAUAUGAGUAAAUAUGCACGCACGGUCUGCCUGAUACCUGUUGGAAACUGCAACUACUAGCAGAGCACCAACACAGGGACUUGCGUUACGAGAAGAAGUACAACUCAAACCGUUUCGUGUGAAACUUAAAUUUAAUGUAUUUCAACGACUUUAACCUAAUAAACAAACUUGCGUACACAACACAACCAACAACCUCGAACGAGCAAAACACACUGCGGUGAAAGAUGACAUUCCAACCUUCGAAGGGUCAGACACCUAUCUCUUUUAUUUGCGUAUCUGCGAGGGGUUGGACACUAACCAAUCUCCAACACUCCUCCUUUGUGUCAACACCUCGCCGCCAAAACUACCUUACUCCUCCUGAAUCACAACUACUUAUAGCUCCUCCUGAAUCCAGUAUCCUUCUCCUCGUCGUUCGCCAACAAAAACAGCUUGAACUCCAUCCAGAAUCGUGCAACGUUCAUGUCCGAAAGAAAUGUCGUAUCCCGCAUCAACCAUGCGGCUCACCGAGAUCACGUUCGCUGCAAGUCCGGGCACAUAGAAAACGUUUUUCAACUUCACAUCGAUUUUCUCGCCUGUCACGCCUCGUUUCGAAAAUUCACAGGUUCCGGUAGCUCUAACCGACACCAUCUUCCCAUCAGCCAAGAAUACGCCUUUCUUACACGGUACUACAUCCUUGAGUUGUUCAAUCUUUCCUGUCAUGUGCAUCGAACUGCCACUGUCAAUCAGCCAUCUUUCCGUUCCAAUACUUUCUUUCGCCGUCGUUGUGAAACACACAUUACGUGAGCCACUUCCCCUCGAACUGCUUGCGGUAACGUGUGGCUCCACACUUUCCAUCCUUUGACCGUCUUCAUCAGUUUGCCUGAUACCUGCCAGUUGUGGACAAUACCGACGAAUAUGUCCUUCUUCAUGACAAUAAUAACAUUCGCGUUUCCAAUACCCAGGCCUUGUUACUUGCUGUUUCGCUGCUCUGAGUGCCGUGUCAUGAUGAAAGACUCCGUCAUCAUUAAACUCGCAACGCCUCCGCCAUUCGUCCAGUAGUUUGCCCUUAACAUACUCCAGCUUCAAUUCUUCUUCAGAUCGACCUUCCAAUGCAGUGAUUAACGGAUUGUACGUCUCUGGCAAACUGGACAGAAGUAUUGCCACAAUCCAAUGCUCUCCCAACUUCUCUCCCAUUCCAAUCAAUCUGUGUACCAAUUCGGAAAUCUCUGUCAGAUGUUUCGACAUGUCUCCUCCUUCGGGUAAUCUCAAUGAACAUAGCUUCCUCAAAACAUGUAUUUUGUUGCAGAGCGAGCCUCGCUCGUGAUACGCUUUCAGCCUUGACCACAUUUCGUUUGCCGUUUCUGCUCCAAUCACAUGAGUUAAUUGGCCGUCAUCUAGUGCCAAACCAAUCGUCGCCCGAGCGGAAGCAUCCUUCGUAACCCAAUUUGCAUCUGCUCCUUCCGGUUUGGGCUCGCUCACUAUUGCCCACAAUCCGUCCUUCACCAGCAAAAGUUCCAUGCGGAACUUCCAGCUGGUCCAGUUAAAGUUGUUCAGCCGCUCCAUCACCACCUUCGUGUCACUCAUUUUCAUUAACUACGUUUUGUCCAGUUCUUCCAAAAAGAAUUUUACAGUCAGUCGAAUAAUUCAAAAUGCACAUACACAACACUGAAAAAAUGUCCCGUGACUCACUUCCAACUUGCAGAACCACUUUGACUCCUUCUCAAUUCUGGGCCAUAACCUGUUGGAAACUGCAACUACUAGCAGAGCACCAACACAGGGACUUGCGUUACGAGAAGAAGUACAACUCAAACCGUUUCGUGUGAAACUUAAAUUUAAUGUAUUUCAACGACUUUAACCUAAUAAACAAACUUGCGUACACAACACAACCAACAACCUCGAACGAGCAAAACACACUGCGGUGAAAGAUGACAUUCCAACCUUCGAAGGGUCAGACACCUAUCUCUUUUAUUUGCGUAUCUGCGAGGGGUUGGACACUAACCAAUCUCCAACAAUACCACUAUUAACAAAUAAAAAUGUACUCCAAUCACACUCGGCGUUCGAAAGAUAUACUGUUCUAGUAUCUUCUCCGAAAAUAUGAAAAUGUUUUAUCGAGGGAAACCAAAGUUUUUACUGUUUGAAGAUUUUCCUAUAUUUUCAUAGAAUUUGCUCAUAUAUGGGAAUUUUGUCAUACGGUGCUCUUCAUAUCUUUAACAAAUACAGUGCCGAUUCGUUCGUUGGAGGCUCGUUAGAUGGGUUGUCUCGAUGGUUGAAUGUUCACUGGUUGGGGCAAAACCCAACUAAAAAGCACUGUCAAUGUCAAAAUCGCUGUCAAAACGAGUUUGACGUCUGACCCCCGUCGCAUCGUAACUCCUAUAUACAGAACGUUUGUGUACGUAUGCGAGUGUUUCGUGACGUAUUUCUCGUCAGUUGCGUGUGUCUAUAGCAUUUGGAUCAGUUGUCAGUUGCCCCAACGAACGAACACGAUUCGCUAAUCGGGGCGCAGUCGUGACCCAACGAGCGAAUCCGGACUGUAAUAACAUCGCAAAACAAAAUUUAAAAAAACUUCGUAUCAUGAGAUGAGGAAAAAAAGAACAGGGUUUUGGAACUUCAGAAGUGUCAUAGUGAAAGAAUUUUCGAAAAAUAUUUGAACGGGACUUCACAGUUGAAGACCGAAGUUUGAAUUGAGAACUUGGGGUGUUCAAUUGAUAUACGCAUUAGAGUUUCUAGGAUCCCAAACCUCUAUUAUUUUUUUUCUCAUCCCAUAACGUGAACUUGUGUUGAACGGUGUCAUGAGUUUCACAAAUUCCAAUAGUACAAUAAAUACUCAAGCAACUUCUCUGAAAACUUGGCAACAUUUUUGCCUUUCUCGUACACCAAGGUGUACCGAAAGGCUAUAUGUUCACUCCAAAAACGAAAAUUUGAUAGAGCCUCCGGAGGGGUCAAGUCUUAUAUACCAAUCGACUCAGCUCGACGAAUUGAGGUGAUGUCUGUGUGUGUGUAUGUGUGUGUGUGUGUGUAUGUGUGUGUACAAAAAAACUCACAUCACUUUUUGGCAGUAAACCUCAUCCGAUUUCAAUGACCGACGGUUCAUUCGACGCGGAAUCUGGUCCCAUUGUUUCCUAUUGAAAAUGGUUCGGAUCGGUUCAGCCGUUCCGGAGAUGUGGCCAUUUAGGUGUUCCGGAACGGUACCCCAGGAAGGGACCAGAUAUGAAAAUGCAUCAAACCUAUGCAUGCGACACAUCAAACCACGGUAUUUUCGAUAACCUGAUGAGCGGUAAGCAGAAAAAUUGUCUAAGACCAUAUCUGAACCGGUAGUGUUCCGGAACCGGUUCCGGGUGUCCCGCCGGAAGUGGCAAAUAUCAAAGUGUACCAAACCCAUGCAUGAGACACAUCAAACCACGGCAUUUUCGAUAACCUGAUGAGCGGUAAGCAGGAAAAUAGUCUCAGACCAUAUCUGAACCGGUAGUGUUCCCGAACCGGUUCUGGGCGUCCCGCUGUAAGUGGCCAAAUAUACAAUUGUACCAAACCCAUGCAAGCGACACAUCAAACCACGGCAUUUUAGAUGACCUGAUGGACAAUGAGCAGGAAAAUCAUCUCAGACCAUAUCUGAACCGGUAGUGUUCCGGAACCGGUUCUAGUCGUCCCGCUGGAAGUGGCCAAAUAUACAAGUGAACCAAACCCAUGCAUGCGACACAUCAAACCACGGCAUUUUCGAUAACCUGAUGAGCGGUAAGCAGAAAAAUAGUCUCAGAUCAUAUCUGAACCGGUAGUGUUCCGAAACCGGUUCUAGGCGUCCCGCUGGAAGUGGCCAAAUAUACAAUUGAACCAAACCCAUGCAUGCGGCACAUCAAACCACGGCAUUUUCGAUAACCUGAUGGAUAAUGAGCAGGAAAAUCAUCUCAGACCAUACCUGAACCGGUAGUGUUCCGGAACCGGUUCUAGGCGUCCCGCUGGAAGUGGCCAAAUAUACAAUUGAACCAAACCCAUACAUGCGACACAUCAAACCACGGCAUUUUCGAUGAUCUGAUGGACAAUGAGCAGGAGAACCAUCUCAGAUCAUAUCUGAACCAGUAGUGUUCCGGAACCCGUUCCGGGGUUCCCACCAAAGUGGUUAAAUCUGAAAGAGAAACAAACCCGUACAUGCGUCACAUCAAAUAGCGGCUUUUUAGAUUACCUAAUGAACGGUCAGCAAGUGUUUCGGAAUCGGUUUUGAGUGGCCGGAAGAGGCCAAAUGUAAAAGUGAACCAAAUCCAGGCAUGUGACACAUCAAAUCGUGGCUUUUGCGAUAACCUGAUGAACAGUUAGCUAGAAAAUAGCCUUACGUCACUGGUAGUGGUCCGGAAUUGGUUCAGAGAGUCCCGUCGAAAUUGUCAAACCCUGCAUGUGACACCUUCAAUUUGCAGCGUUUUUGGUUAACCGAAGAGCAGUUAACAAGACAAUAAUGUUAGACCAUAUUUGGUUCAGCCGGUAGUUACCCGAAAUCAGAUCCGGGUAGUAAAAUGUGAAAUUUAACCAAACCCAUGGAUGCGGUACAUCAAAUCACGACCAGUCUUGUAAACAUUCGACACUUUUUACUACCUUCAUUUCGUUGCCGCAGUCGGGUGUCAGUCGGCUUUGUUACAUUCGUGCGCUAUCGUUACCUCUUACCUACACACAACACGAGCAGUAGAACGAAGACUGAUCACGACUUAUCGACAA
Molecule: messenger RNA, 17520 nt
Organism: Aedes albopictus (Asian tiger mosquito)
Lineage: Eukaryota; Metazoa; Arthropoda; Insecta; Diptera; Culicidae
Gene: Adar
Product: double-stranded RNA-specific editase Adar
Exons: 4
Coding region: 1551-2684 (377 amino acids)
Biological process (GO): adenosine to inosine editing; RNA processing
Cellular component (GO): cytoplasm; nucleolus
Molecular function (GO): tRNA-specific adenosine deaminase activity; double-stranded RNA adenosine deaminase activity; double-stranded RNA binding
Source: RefSeq, a predicted model, not a curated record